Saccostrea cuccullata (small rock oyster) is the source of this 2932-nucleotide messenger RNA. RefSeq lists its product as uncharacterized. The annotation marks the transcript as partial. The transcript has 5 exons. Gene Ontology annotation, molecular function: protein binding. NCBI's taxonomy places the organism in Eukaryota, Metazoa, Mollusca, Bivalvia, Ostreida, Ostreidae. The record is from RefSeq and is a predicted model, not a curated record.
CACCACAUUCAAAAGGCUGGGAAAGAUUCCUGAUCCCGGAGACAGAAGUGUUGCAGCCAACAUUGAAAGAAUUCGCCUUCUCAGAAACCAAUACUACGGUCACGCAGCUGAUCUGUCCCUAUCCGACUCAGACAUUGCACAGGAAUGGCGAAAUAUCCGGGACAUUGUGGUGGAGCUAGAGCGACACCUAGAUCCCACAGUUUCAGGAAAGAUUGAAAUGAUAAAAAAAAGUAUAACGACGCAUUGUGAAGAUAUCAGCCCCCUAUUUGUAAGAACUCGAGCGUUUGAAAAAGCAAAGGAACUACUAGGCAUCAAUGGGUAUGUCGUCAUCGGGGGUAAUCCUGGCACUGGAAAAUCCACAAUGGCUAAUUUUUUGAUAAAACAGUUGAUGGAGGAGGGAAAGGACCCUCUUCAACUCUACAAGUUUAAAGACUUAUACAAAAGCUUAGCACCCAAUGAUAAUAUAGUGGUUUUUAUGGAUAAUGUGUUCGGAGAAUUUUCUUUAUCCAGUGAUGAUGUUCAAGACUUUACAAGAACAUCUGAGACGACAAAAGAAUUGUUUGAUACUGAUACAGAGAAGUCAAACUAUUUGAUACUUACAGUAAGAAGUGAUAUAUUGAAGGAGUAUACUAGUAAGGUGGAGGAUGAUACUUUUUUUGUGUCAUCACUGGUUGACCUCUCCAGUAAGACAUAUGCUUUGCAAGAGAAUGAGAUCCUCCAAUUAGCCAUUAAGUAUGAUGUAUGUAAGAACAUAGAAGAGAAAGAAUUUACCAGAAAAGUUUCUGAAAUGUCUUUACCUAUAGGAUUUCCUCAAUGCUGUAAAUUGGCAAAGGACAUUCAAGAAGAUAUUUUAUCUUUAGCAAAAAAUCCUGUUAUUUUUUUGACAGGUUACUUCGACAAUCUUUUCGAGAAACCGACUGCAAAAAACGCGGUUCUCGUGUAUAUUCUCCUUAGUGGAGGGGAAGUUGACUUUGAAUUUUCCGACAAUCGUCAAAUGGAUUUAGAGAAAAAACACGACUCUUUAGAUUUUAUUGGUCUUAAAACAUCUUUUAUAAAUGAUUUUCAAAAGAGUAUUAACUGCUUUGAUGGAUUUUUGACAAUUCGAGACUCAAUUAGAAAUUCUCUGCAGUUUUCCCAUAGUUCUGUGCAGGAAACUCUAUUUAAUUUCCUGUUUUAUUCCAAUCCUAAAAAAAUGAUACAAAAUUGCCAUCAUUCUUUACUACAGAUAUUUACAACAACUAGAAAAUCAAACAGCACAAAAAUUAUCAUAGGACAGGAAUUAUUUGCUGAUGUUAUUUGUCGUAUCGCAAACGUAAUUACCGAAAGAUCUGUGGCCGGGUACAGGUCAAUAUCUUUGCUAGAAUUAUGGAAUGAUUCAAACUUCCAUGAGCAUGUUCUGGAAACAGAACAAUGUACUUCACUAUUCAAAACAUGUCAGGAUAUCAACAGAGAUUCAAUGAUGGUACAUUUUUCAAAAGCAGGAAAUAGACGAUGGGUUGAAUAUCUGCUGCCAAAUUCAGAUGAAAGACAAAGAUAUAGAUCACUUAACGUUGCAUGCUCAAAAAACCAUCCAGAUGUUGUUAAUCUCAUUUUAGCUUCUGGUGAAGAAUGUGAUCUGAAAACGUGUUUUUACGCAGUGCAAAGUGGUAAUUUAGAACUGUUACUUCGAAUGUGCGAGCUUGUUGAUCUUCAUCAAAUUGGCUUAACAUUAAAUCCUGUAUGGAGUGACGUCAGGCAUAGUUUACUUCAGGAAAUCUGUUUGAUGCGACAAACGCAAUUCAUUGAAAAAAUAUCGGCAAAAUAUCCCUUUCUUGUAGGUAUGAAAAACAGUCAAGGGGCCAGUGUAUUGCAUUCUGUAGCUGGUUCUGGGGACAAGUAUGCAUUUAAUCUGCUUUUAAAGUUUGAACUUAAUCCAUAUGAAAAAGAUCAAGAAAGCAGCCACACCAUUCUUACGUGUGCAUGUCAAAAUGGAAGACUAGAUAUGGUGAAAUAUCUUAUUGGGAAGUAUCCUGCAUUAAUUGAAUCUCAUAUAGAUCUUCAUGGUGGAAGUUUAUUUCAUAUGGCAGCGUUCAGUGGAAAAAUUGAUAUGUUUGAAUAUAUACUGAGUCUUUUUGAGAGUGAAAAUUUAAUAUCCAUCGAGAGCGGCAUGAAGCCUAAUAUAUAUACAAAAGAUAAAAUUGGCCAAUCUAUCCUCCAUGUUGCAUGUAGAAAUGGUCAGUUAGAUAUGUGUAAGUACCUAGUGAGUAGAUACCCUAAGUUACUGAAUGACCAAGACAUUACUGGGGCAAAUGUCCUCCAUUGUGUUGCACUGAGUGACAAUAAAGGACUCAGUGUCUUACAUUCAGCUUCCUUUGGGGGAAAUUUAGAAAUAAUAUCUUUUCUAAUCAAGAAAGGAUUGGAUAUUAAUGAAUUGUCAAAUGAUGGUCUGAAUAUCCUUCAUUUUGCUUGUCUCUGGGAGAAACUUGAAGUUUGUUAUUACUUACUAGAAAAAUAUCCAAAAUUAUUAGAUGUCAAGGACAAAUUCGAUAACUCUACAUUACAUUAUGCAGUCCUGAGUGUGUGUUGCUAUGGUAAAACUGACCAUUGGGAAUAUCUGAUCGAUUACUAUUCCGAUUUACUGGCGACAAGAGACAAUGACGGAAUGACAGUGUUACACUCGGCUUGUUUUGGUGGAAAUGUGGAAAUAGUUACUUAUCUAGUCAGAAAAGGCCUGGAUAUCAAUGCAGUUUCCAAUGAUGGUCAAAGUAUUCUUCAUAUUGCCAGUAGAAAUGGAAAGUAUGAAGUUUGUGAGUACCUAGUUAAUACAUAUCCACAUUUGUUGAGUAUUAAAGAUAGCGAUGGUAAUUCAGUUAUAGAGGCUGCCUAUGAAAUUGGAGACAUUGAUAUGAUUCAGUUGUUUAUGAAAAAUAGUGUUAUCAGCCAACAUUUAUAA